Molecule: messenger RNA, 1038 nt
Organism: Salvia hispanica
Lineage: Eukaryota; Viridiplantae; Streptophyta; Magnoliopsida; Lamiales; Lamiaceae
Source: RefSeq, a predicted model, not a curated record
GUGGCCAGUUAGUGAUGUCGUAGGGCUAAGUAAUGCUGCUAUUCAAGCAAAAAAUAGCAUUACUAUAUAUAGCUGAUAUCAUCUUAAUUAAUCUGCCCAAUUUAAGCUCAAAAUUAUGGACUAUGAAGAUCAAGAAGAGGAGCAAGAAGGAGAGGUUGCCUACAACAAUGACUCCCUCCUCCCCAAGAUCCCCAGCCCCGUCCACUCCCCCGCCGCCGCGCCGCCUCCUCCUCUCCGCAAGCCCCGCUACAAGGAGUGCCUCAAGAACCACGCCGUGGCCAUCGGCGCCAACGCCGUCGACGGCUGCGGCGAGUUCCUCCCGGCGGGAGACGACGGCACACUCGAGUCCCUCAAGUGCGCUGCCUGCGGCUGCCACCGCAACUUCCACCGCCGGGAGAGUGAAGCAGCAGCUGCUGGUUUCGGGUAUGGAAGCCAGCAGCCGCUGCUUCUGGCGGCCCAUCACCACCCGCUCGGCCACUUCGGGUACCGAAGCGGGCCGGGCGGGUAUGGGCCGCCGCACAGGGCGGCGCCAAUUGCACUGGCGCUGCCCUCGAGCUCUGGGGGCGGCGGCCCUCAGAGCUCGAGGGAGGAGCUGGAGGGCUACUUCUCGGGGCCCGGGAGCGGUGCGAGGAAGCGUUUCCGGACGAAAUUCACGGCGGAGCAGAAGGAUAGGAUGCUGAGCUUGGCGGAGCGGUUGGAUUGGAAAAUCCAAAAGCAGGAUGAGGAAUUGGUGCAGCAAUUCUGCAACGAAGCCGGCAUCAAGAGGCACGUGCUUAAGGUGUGGAUGCAUAACAACAAGCACACUCUUGGUAAGAAACCUAGCUAGUUUGGCCCGGCCCGGCCCGGCCCAAAAACUUGGUUUAGAGGAUGUUUUUUUUUAAAGGCGAAUUCUCGGUAUUUUAUGUCUGAUAACAUCAUCAUGUGUUUAUCUUUGCUAUUUAUAGUAUGAUUUUGUAACUUAAUUUUAGAGUGCAUGCACUUCAAGACAUUUAAUUAGCUUAUAUAUGUAGGAAUUUGGGAUGCUAUUUUAAGUACUAA